AUGGUGUCAUCCAGAAAGAAAUCUCAAUGUGCAAUUGGAUCAAUGCUUGAUCUAUUAAAUGAGCCAGCAACAAGUAGAUCUCAUAACCAAGAAAAUAACUCCAAUUGUUCUAACUCUCUCAAUUCUUCUUCAUCUACUGAUUCUGAAUCUUUGCACACCUCUGAAUCAUUUGAAGAUGAUAGUGAUGAUGAGCAAAAUGCUAACAACAAUGAUCCACUAGAAGAAGAUACAAUUGGAAGAGGUCCAACAAGGCAGGGAUUUCGAUGGGGAACCGGUGAGAAAAUGAUAUUGGAACUUAAUGAUGAUAACCAAGUGGUUGGAAGCAUGGCUGCUGAAUUUGCGACUCAAUUGGGGGUUUUAGCUAAAGAAGGAAACAAGUUACCCCUCAUUUACACAGAUUGGCGUGCAUUGCCUAAGCCAAUGAAAGAUGAUGUGUGGGCUGAAGUGAAGGAGAACACAAAUCUUACCGAUGUUUAUAAGAAGACAUGUUUGCGGAGGGUUGGCAAGCUUUGGAAGGAUUUUAAAAUGAGAACAAAAGAAAAGUACUUUCGCCCACACAGGCGAGACAAAACCUACUUACUAGCUAAUCGUCCAGGAAGAAUUGAAGAGGAUCAAUGGCCUGCAUUGGUUAACUAUUGGCUUUCCAAGAGAGCAAGGAAAAUUAGCAAUAGAAAUAAAAGGAACCGGAAAGACUUGCAAAUGCCACAUAGACAGGGGAGAACGGAUACCUAUAAUCUUCAAAAUCAGGCCACCUUAAAGGCGUUGAAGCAACAAUUGCCACCUGAGUUGCAAGAUGAUAUUGAGGCUAAUAAUAAAAUUUUGAAGACGUCAUUAGAAAAGAUGCUCCAGGAUGCCUACGCAGCUGUACAAGAUUCUUCUAAUUCCCAGCACCAAAUUGCUUUGAAUGAACCUUUGCAUGGAUUAGGAAACUCAUCAAAUAAUGGCCAAACAAAUCAAUCUACUAAGGUGAGCAAAGAGAUAAAUCAAUCUAAAGAUGAUAAUCCUCCAUUGAUUUGUUCAGAUGCUACUUCCACUAAGGAAAUUCAAAAGGUUACAUGA
Messenger RNA from Oldenlandia corymbosa var. corymbosa, 1059 nucleotides. The record is from the annotation of a GenBank genome assembly. Lineage: Eukaryota; Viridiplantae; Streptophyta; Magnoliopsida; Gentianales; Rubiaceae.